Belonocnema kinseyi is the source of this 1191-nucleotide messenger RNA. RefSeq names its product major royal jelly protein 1-like. Gene Ontology annotation, cellular component: extracellular region. Lineage: Eukaryota; Metazoa; Arthropoda; Insecta; Hymenoptera; Cynipidae. The record is from RefSeq and is a predicted model, not a curated record. The transcript has 4 exons. The coding region runs from base 29 to 1138 and encodes 369 amino acids.
UUUAGCAGACCUUCAUUUUAACGAGGAAAUGCUUUUAAAAAUAUUUUCUCUCUUUCUGGGGCUUAUAACUUUGGGAAUAAGCAAACCAUUGGCUGCAAACCAUACAGCGUUUGAGAUAGUUUAUCAAUGGAAAUACUUGAAUUAUGAAUAUGACAGUGUAAGCAGAGAGGAGGAGGACGAAAAACAUGGACGUGAUGAUAAAUACAGAAACUACAUGACUGGUUUUGAUUUAGCCAAAGAUGGACGAAUGUUUGUUACUCUCAUGAAGCGUAAAGGAGUUCCUGCUACUUUGAAUACAGUAUCGGACAAAAAUGGACCAGGUGGACCUUUAUUGAAACCUUAUCCUGACUGGCAGUGGCAUUCACGAAACGAUUGUGUUGGCAUACAUUCUGCGUACACAGUGCAAAUAGAUCAGUGUAACAGAUUAUGGAUAUUGGAUACUGGAGUUGAAGGUAAUGUUGGAAGAGAAUGUCCCGCUCAAUUACUGAUGUUUGACUUAUCAUCUGACAAACUGCAAUUGAGAAUAGCCAUUCCCAAUGAAUUCUUCAAAGAUCGAAAUGGCAUAGGAAGAUUAACUAAAUUCAUUGUUCAAUCAGACGGAUAUUCGUGUCAAAACACAAUUGUGAUUAUGAGCUACUAUACCGGAUCUGGCUUGGUUGUUUGGAACGGAAAGAAUUUGUGGCGUCUAAAUGGCGUUGACCCAGAAAAAUUAGCAGGCAUAAUAGAAAUUAAUGGCUUACGAGUAACUAUACAACCUGAUACAUUUGGCAUGUCAUUGUCACCUAAAAUUGACAAAAAACCGCAGACAUUGUUCCUGAGAUCUGAAGCAAAUGAGAAUCUGUUCGCUGUAAAACUUGAUGUUAUCCUCGCUACAUCAUCUAACGUCCCGAGCCUGCAACUAAACAAUCUUGCAGAUAUUUACCAUGUUUUUGAUGCAAUAAAGGCAAAACCAGUGGAAAUAAAUGACGAUAAAAUUGUAAAUUAUACAGAUUAUGAUCAUGUUCUUCCAUCAUCAGCGUCUACUUUCGUGUUUAAUCCGGAUGGGAUUCUUUUUAUCGGCCUUAAUGAGCUUACUGUCAUUGGUUGUUGGAAUUCAAAAAUGAAAUUGGCUGUUGAUAAUUUUGUAAGCUAUCUGUAAAAAAACCUUAGAAAAUAAUUAUAAGUUAACUAACAAAUAAGGAGUGGGACGAU